This is a messenger RNA of Panonychus citri (citrus red mite), 6276 nucleotides long. RefSeq lists its product as uncharacterized. Gene Ontology annotation, biological process: carbohydrate metabolic process; chitin catabolic process. Gene Ontology annotation, molecular function: DNA binding; chitin binding; ATP hydrolysis activity. Gene Ontology annotation, cellular component: extracellular region. Lineage: Eukaryota; Metazoa; Arthropoda; Arachnida; Trombidiformes; Tetranychidae. The transcript has 16 exons. The record is from RefSeq and is a predicted model, not a curated record. The coding region runs from base 144 to 5846 and encodes 1900 amino acids.
CUUUAGCUUCAAUUGAGAAUUUUUGUUUUGUUGAUGAUUGUGGAGAUUCAUCACCAUUUUCCUAAUUAACCUUUACUUUUAAUUGUUCCUUUGUUCUCAAUAUUUUUUGAAUAAAUUGUUCUCAUCUUUGGUGAAUUAAAACCAUGGCUAAAAGGAAAAAGGCUUCUUCCGAUAUCUCUUCAAGCUCAAAUGAGGACGAAGAUUGGCAAGAAAAUGGUAAAAGUCAUGCCAAGAGUAAGCCUAAGCAGCGAGUUAAAAAAAUUCCCAAAGAAGAAGAAGAAGAAAAAGAGGAAGGAGAAGUUGAGGAUGAGGACGAUGAUGAAGAUUCCGAAGGUUUUAAUGAUGGUUAUGAUGAAAAUCUGAUCGGUGAUGAAGAGGAUCAAAUGAGAUUGGCCAAUAUGAAUGAAAAGGAAAGAGAAAUGGAACUGUUUGCUCGAUCCGAGAAAAGAGAAGUCCUAAAGACUAGAUAUGAGAUAGAAAGGAAAUUGAGGAUGGCCAAGAAAAAGGAAAUGAUGCAAAGUCAAACCAAAAUGCGAAGCAAUGAAAGAAGACGAAACAUGGAGGAAAAAAGAAAAGUCAAAAACGCGAUCAAAGGUUUAAAAGAACAAAGAGAGAAAAGGAAACAGAAACAACGUCUACGUGCUAUCGACAUUUAUUCAUCUUCAUCUUCUUCCGAUGGUGACGAUGAUGACGAGAAACCCAUCAAGAAGAAAUCAUCAUCAUCAUCAUCCAGUUCUAGUUCAAGUGAUGAAAGUGAUGAUGAUAAAGGAAGACGACGUAGUGAUAAAGACGAUGAAGACGGUGAUGGAGGUGAUGAUAGUGAUGAAGAAGUUAAGGAAAAGGUGGAAGAUUUCAUCUUAACUCUGGAAGAAUUGUCAAAGAUAAAGCUUAGUCGUUAUCGAUUACAUGAAUGGUGUCAUAUACCUUUCUUUAAAGAUACAAUUAUUGGCUGUUUUGUAAAAGUUUUCAUUGGAUAUCGAGAACGUAGCACUACAGAGGAGAAAGUUCCUGUUUAUAAAAUUUGUCAAAUUGUAAACGUUCUGGAUGGUGCAAAAACCUACAAAUUGGAUAACACUUUGACCAAUAAGACAGCGUCAGUAAGACAUGCUGGUGAUCUGAAAACAUUUAGAUUUGAAGUUUUCUCAGAUAAGCCAUUCAGCCAAACUGAAUUUGACGAAUGGAAAUUCCGUAUGGAACGUGAGAGACUUGAAUUACCCGGUAAAGAUUUUAUCACCAAGAAACAGACGGAGAUUAAAAACGCUAUCAAUUAUAGCUACAAAGAAGCGGACAUUGAGGCGAUUGUCAAAGAGAAAGAGAAAUACAAAUCAACACCAGUUAAUUUUGCUGUUAAAAAGACUGAACUUCUUAAACAAAAAGAAAUGGCCGAGCAACUUGGUAACCUAGAGGAUGUUGAAAAAAUUUCCAAUGAGAUUGAAGAUCUUGAAAGUAAAGCAAAAGAAUUAGAUUUAAAAAGGACACAAACUAUUCAUGGUAUAAGUUAUAUUAAUGAAAGAAAUAGAAUGAGAAAUAUAAUUGAAGCGGAAAAGGCAAUUUUGGAAGGUAGAGAAAAGGAAAAGGAACAAGUUGACGAUCCAUUUAGAAGGCGAAAAUGUGCACCAAUGUUGGUACAUAAGUUCGGCCGCGGAGCAAAUGCCUCGACACCAGUUAAUUCUGAAUCGUCUUCCACUUUAGACUCAAUUGUACCCAAACCUGGUUUAACUCCAUCAAAGGAAGGAAUCAAAUUGGAAAAAGAUAUUACCAAUCCUGGUGGAUCACCUAAGCCAAAUGAACCUGAAAAUAAUGAUCUUUAUUCUGCUCAUAAUUUCGAUAUUCACAUUGAAUUUAAUAUCCCAGGAACAAUGAACAAUUCAAAUGCUUCAUCAAGUUCAUCUUAUUCUCCACUUUAUCCUUCCCAUUCACUCACCUCAUCAUCUUCCAGGCCAUCGGCACCUAAUCGUCGAUCAUUAAACCUGGAAGAAUAUAAAAAGAAAAAGGGUUUAAUCUAUUCCAUGGGAGACGAAGAGAUGCUUGAACCUUCAUUGAGAAAUAUUCUAGAAUUGGAAUCAUUGAAAUGGGUUUUUGUCGGUGGCAAGGGAGGAGUUGGUAAGACUACCUGUUCUUGUAGUCUUGCUGUUCAAUUGGCUAAACGUCGUCCAUCAGUUUUAAUCAUCUCAACUGAUCCAGCUCACAAUAUAAGUGAUGCUUUUAAUCAAAAAUUUUCCAAAGUACCAACAUUGGUAAAAGGAUUUACCAAUCUACAUGCAAUGGAAAUCGAUCCAAACCUUGGAGUUGCUGAAUUACCUGAUGAAUUUUUACAAGAAAGUGAUCCUUUAAGAGGUGCAUCUAAAUCCGUUAUCUCUGAGCUUCUCGGUGCUUUACCUGGUAUAGAUGAGGCUAUGUCUUAUGCUGAAGUGAUGAAACUGGUUAAUUCAAUGAACUUUUCAAUUGUAGUGUUUGACACCGCUCCAACUGGUCACACUCUACGACUUCUAUCAUUUCCUGCUAUGGUUGAAAAAGGUUUAGGUAAAUUGUUGAGAUUUCAAUCUCAUCUAUCACCAAUGAUUUCUAAUUUCGCUAGUCUUUUGGGACUCACUGAUUUCUCACCCGAUGCCAUGUCAGCCAAGAUUGAGGAAAUUUUACCAAUCAUACGAACGGUUAAUGAACAAUUCCGUAAUCCCAGCCUGACAACUUUCGUCUGUAUUUGUAUACCCGAGUUUUUAUCCCUCUAUGAAACGGAAAGAUUGGUCCAAGAAUUAACUAAAUGUUCAAUUGACACUCAUAACAUUGUGGUCAAUCAAUUACUGUUUCCCAAAAAGUCCGAUGAUAAACCAUGUCCAAUGUGCACCGCUCGGAUUAAAUUACAGAACAAAUAUUUAGAACAGAUAAUGGAUCUUUAUGAGGAUUUUCAUGUUGUUAAAUUACCACUUUUGGAUCAUGAAGUUCGUGGUGCUGAACAAAUUGUUGAAUUCUCGAAAAAUUUGUUAUUUAGUUUAUCAAUUGUUACCCAUUUAAUUGUUGUGAAUCAACUAACAAUUAUGAGUGGGAAAACAUCAUCAACAUCGUUAAUAACAAUUAGGACAUGUUUAUUAAUUUUUAUUGUUAGUAUUUGCCUUAAUCAACAAUUAGCCCAAUCCAAAAGGUUAUCAAAUGGACGAGCUCUUCUUAAAGCGAAAACCUUGACCAAUCCAAACAAGAAAGUGGUUUGCUAUUAUACUAAUUGGUCACAAUAUCGACCCAAUCAAGGUAAAUUCGUGCCUGAAGAUAUUGACCCCGAACUUUGUACUCACAUAAUCUUCGCCUUCGGUUGGCUGAAGAAGUCGAAAAUAUCGGCUCACGAUCCCACCGACGAGACCAAAGCGGGUAAAAAAGGACUCUACGAACGGACAACCGAACUCAAGCUCAAAAAUCCCAAGCUCAAAGUCCUACUUGCGAUCGGUGGUUGGACAUUUGGAACCGAAAGAUUUAAAACUUUGAGCUCCAAUGCUUAUAAUCGUCGUUUAUUCAUCUUCAGUGCCAUGGAAUUUUUGAGAGAACGAAACUUUGACGGUUUAGAUUUGGACUGGGAAUUUCCAAGAGGAAAAGAUGAUAAACAAAAUUUCGUCGAACUUGUAAAGGAACUGCGAGAAGCCUUUGAAGCGGAAGCAAAGGAAAAAAAACUUCCUCGACUGUUACUGACCGCGGCAGUUUCCGCUGGAGCCGAUACCAUAAAAUCAGGCUAUGAUGUACCCGCUGUUGCUGCAUAUCUUGAUUUCUUGAACAUCAUGUCAUAUGAUUUCCAUGGAAAAUGGGAAAGUAAAACUGGUCACAAUGCUCCACUUUAUGCCCAAGCCAAUGAAAGUGAAUGGAGAAAAAUGCUUUCCAUAGAUUAUGGGGUCAAAUUAUGGGAGAAAUUGGGAGCACCCAAGGAGAAAAUUGUCGUUGGAAUGGCCACUUAUGGACGUAGUUUUACCUUGGCUUCGCUUGAACACCAUGGGAUGAAUGCACCUUCAGCAGGAGGAGGAAAAGCCGGUGAAUUUACUAGAGAAGCGGGUUUCUUGGCUUUCUAUGAAAUUUGUGACCUUCUCAAAGAUGGUACAGCAACAUACCUUUGGGAUGAUGAGCAAAAGGUCCCCUACUUGGUUAAUGGUGAUCUUUGGGUUGGAUUUGAUGAUGAAAGGUCAAUUCGUAAUAAGAUGAAAUGGAUUAUUGAUAAUGAUUAUGCUGGAGCCAUGGUUUGGACUGUUGAUAUGGAUGAUUUUUCAGGCCGAUGUACUGGUGUUAAAUAUCCAUUGAUUGGUAUCAUGACCGAAGAGUUGAUGGGUCGACCAGCUCCACAAUCUUCCUUUAAUGCCGUUGUUAAACGCGCCUCAGCUCGUCCUCUUACCUCACCUAAGCCAACAACCCCCAAUGCUGAGACUAAUUUGAUUGAGAAAAAAUCGGAUAUUGGAACAACUUUACUUCCAGAUAAUGCAAUAACCGAAUCAGAAAUCGAUCCUAAUUCAACUAAUGCUCGGAUAAUUUGCUAUUUCACUAAAUGGUCACAAAAACGUCCCGGUGCUGGUAAAUUUGAACCUGAGAACAUUGAUCCAACCCUAUGCACCCACCUUGUCUAUGCUUUCACCGGACUAAAAGAUCACAAAUUAGACGAAGAAUCCGAAGAUCCAUCGAUUCUCGCUUCAUUGGUCAAACUGAAAGAGAAAAACCCUGACCUUAAAUUAUUAUUAGCCGUCGGUGGUUGGAUGGUCGGUCCAGCUCCAUUCAAAGCUUUAACCGAGAACGUUUAUCGUCAAACCUCAUUUACCUUUAGCACCAUUGAAUUUUUAAGAAAAAUCGGUUUCGACGGGUUAGACUUAUGUUGGGAAUUCCCUCGAGGACCCGACGAUAAGGCCAAAUUUACCGGACUGAUUAAAGAAUUGAGAGAAGCGUUUGAGGGAGAAGCAAAAGGUUCUAAAAAAUCUCGAUUACUAUUAAGUGCCGCUGUUCCAGCCAGUUUCGAAGCCGUUGCCGCUGGAUAUGAUGUCCCACAAUUAAACAAUUACUUGGAUUACAUGAGUGUGAUGACUUACGAUUUCCAUGGAGAUUGGGAACACGCAGUUGGUCACAAUAGUCCACUUUUCCCGUUAAAUAGUGCCACUGGUUACCACAAGAAGCUGACAGUGGAUUUCAGUGUCUCUGAAUGGGUCAACAAAGGAGCAUCAAAGGAGAAACUGGUUGUAGGCCUACCGACUUAUGGACGUACCUUUACACUCCAAUCAUCCAAUUUAACCGAUAUCGGAGCACCGGCAAUAAAAGGAGGUUUACCAGGUCAAUUUACCCGUGAAUCUGGAUUCCUUUCAUUCUUUGAAGUCUGUGAUUUACUUAAACAAGGAGCAACUUUAGUUUGGGACAAUGAACAAAUGGUUCCUUAUGCAUAUAAAGAUGACCAAUGGGUUGGAUUUGAUGAUCUCCGUAGUUUUAAAAUUAAGGUUCAAUGGUUAAAACAAGCCGGUUACAGCGGCAUAAUGAUCUGGUCUAUUGACAUGGAUGAUUUUAAGGGAACCUGCAUGGGUUUCAAUUACCCAUUGAUAAAUGCAGCAAAGGAAGAGCUAAGAGGUUAUCGAGUUGCUAACCUGGAAACCUCAAGCAGCAAUUUAAAUAAUGCAAUUGGCCAAAAAUUAGAUAAAGAUGAAGUUUCUUGUGAAGAGGAGGAUGGACACAUUAGUUAUCAUAAGGAUAAAAAAGACUGUACCAUGUAUUAUAUGUGUGAAGGGAAACGGAAACAUCAUAUGCCUUGUCCACAGAAUCUUGUAUUCAACAUAAAGGAAAACGUUUGCGAUUGGCCUGAGAAUGUUGAAGAAUGCGCUUCAUUAGCAGCACCUAAAGUUUAAUUAAUUAUUUCAUCUAAUUAUCUUCUCAAUCAUCAAUUUUAAAUUCAAGCUAAUUCACUUCACAACAAAAAGAACUAUUGAAAUUACAUAAAUGAUCAAACAAAAAAUGGACGAUGGUCAACAAAAAGACAAGAUAAUAAUAAGAAAGUUGAUAAUGAUAGUAACUUUAAUCAUCCAUCAUUUACAUUUGUAUUUUGUGCCGCAUCGUAUUUCAUAUAAGGAGAAUUUAAUUUAGAUCAUAGUUUUUUUAUCAUCACAAAUGAAAUUAAUCACUAUCAUUGUUGACAUCGUCAUUACCAUCAUCAUCAUCAUAAUUAUCACCAUCAUCUUCAUCUCGCCGUCUUUAAACUCUUUUCAUCUAUUGCCAUCAUCUUAAUAAUUAUCAUCAUCAUCAUCAUCACAAUAACAAACAAACAAAUUCCAUCAGUUA